Macroventuria anomochaeta is the source of this 2341-nucleotide messenger RNA. Its product is annotated as glycoside hydrolase family 20 protein. The record is from RefSeq and is a predicted model, not a curated record. The coding region runs from base 23 to 2320 and encodes 765 amino acids. The transcript has a single exon. NCBI's taxonomy places the organism in Eukaryota, Fungi, Ascomycota, Dothideomycetes, Pleosporales, Didymellaceae. Gene Ontology annotation, biological process: carbohydrate metabolic process. Gene Ontology annotation, molecular function: beta-N-acetylhexosaminidase activity.
CCUUCCUCAGCCUUCCCUCAGCAUGAUAAUACGGACAUUCGCAGUAUUUGCUGGUACUGCUGUUGCUCUGCAGCCAUUACCACCAGUACAAUGGACAAACACUAACACCUUAUUGGAUGGCUUUAGUGGAUUUGGAAUUCGCAAUGCGUCCAAAACCAUCUAUAUCGAAAACUCAUUCGCAGAUACUUCAGAUACCGAAGGUCUCACUCUCAUACCACCCACUGCAUUCCAAUUCGCGGAAACGUUCCGUCAAGACCUCUCAUCCUGGACCACCGCAAAUUGGACGCUUCAACGAGUCGACCAAUUUCCUGAGAACGCAUCUGGAAUCUUGUUAGGACCAUUCAGAGGACCUGAUGGUGAGGUCACCUAUGAAAACGGUGCUACGACUGAGGAGGGCUAUGAGAUCGAGAUCACCAACAGUACUGUUUACAUCGGCGGAAAAGGCGCCCGUGGCAUGUUUUGGGGUACGAGAACGCUCAUCCAACAAGCGCUGAUCGCGAAUGGAUCUUCUUUGCCGGCAGGUCGCACAGUCGAUGCGCCAGCAUAUGCGACACGCGGCUACAUGCUCGAUGCGGGUCGAAAGUGGUACACAACGGAGUUUCUCAAGGAGUUGUGCACCUAUGCAUCCUUCUUUAAGAUCUCAGAGUUCCAUUAUCACAGCAGCGAUAACGCACCUCUGAACAGAGGUCACAACGAGACAUGGAACAAGGUCUUCUCGCACUUCUCGCUCUACCCAGAGCAGAACACGGAACUCCUGGGCAUCAUUGAACGGAAGAACGAGACACUCUCCCGCGCCCAAUUUGAAGGCUUUCAGAGCCAUUGCGCGCAACGAGGAGUGACGGUCAUACCAGAGAUCGAGGCACCUGGACACGCUCUUGCCAUCACGAAAUGGAAGCCGGAGCUCGCGCUUGCGAAGAAGGACCUCCUAAACCUGACCCACCCUGAUGCAAUUCCCACAGUGAAGGCCAUCUGGAGCGAGUUUCUGCCCUGGUUCAAGACCAAGGAGGUGCAUAUCGGUGCUGAUGAGUACGAUUCUGAGCUUGCAGAUGAUUACAUUAACUUUGUGAAUGAGAUGUCCGACUUCGUCAAUUCGACGGCUGGUAAACGAAUCAGAAUCUGGGGCACCCACGAGCCAUCAGACAACCUCACCAUCUCCAAGGGUAUCAUCGUUCAGCACUGGCAAUAUGGACAAUCCGAUCCCAUUCAACUACAGAACGAUGGAUACAGUCUGGUUAACUCGGAAGACUGGUGGGCGUACAUGAGCUUGAAGAACGACCACACACCUAUCCUUCCUGCACCGUACCCGCAAUUCUACAACGCCAGCAGAACCCUGAACUUCGCAGACGUUCUUGGCUGGCAAUGGGACCCAUCGCUCUUCAACCGCGUCAACACAACAGAGCAGCUCGAGCCUGGAGCCAGCGGCAACAAGGGCGCGAUACUCGCUGCCUGGAACGACAAUGGACCUGAUGCGACUACACAACUCGAAGCAUACUACGCCAUGCGCGAAGGCAUCCCAAUCAUGGCAGCACGUGCCUGGGCCGGCAAACGGGGGGUGAAGAUCACAACUGAGAACACAAACGCAACCAUCCGAUUCCUGGCAUCCAACGCACCAGGGCAGAACCUCGACAGGCGACCUGUAUCUUUGCGUUCCACUUCGCAGGUCAACAGGCCAGUCAUCUCUUGGAACCAGCGAGAUGGACAGAUGGCUCAGACUUUCGGCAAAGGCUCUUUCGGUCCACCAUACACACUGAGCUUGAACGUCUCAUCCUCAUUUGCGAUCAAAGGGGCCGAUACUUCAUUGGCUAUCAGCAAGGUCAUUACGGACGCAACUACCAACUCUUCCGUCUCGACACUCGUCUUCACCACCGCAGACGGCUUCCCCUAUCCCCUCCGCAACGUCUCCUACGACGACUACGACCCCGGCCACCCCGGUCGCAUCUGGACGAAUGUGUCAACCUCGACCCACGAACCAGUUCCCAUCACGCUCCCAGUGCGACUGCGCAUCGAGACGGACAUCUACAAUGGUAGUCGCGUAUGGGUUAACGAAAAGUUCGCGGGACGAUUCGAGGUUUUUGUGUUUGGUGGGCGCAAUACAGUGUUCAGCUGGAGCCAGAUGGCGCUUGUAGCGCCACUGGACAGUGUAGAUGGUGGAGUCGACAGCUUCAAACUGGAAGAUGGGGUUGGGAUGUAUAACGUCACGGCUGGGAAUGGUAGUUAUGAUGCUGGGCCGCUGGAGCGGAAUGGUGCGGUGAGUGGGAAGAGUAUUGGCACUGCAUUGCAGGUCGUUGUUGGGUUCACGAUGAUCUAUCUGCUUGUCUAAGCAUGAUACCGUGUGCUGCUA